Molecule: messenger RNA, 2022 nt
Organism: Gigantopelta aegis
Lineage: Eukaryota; Metazoa; Mollusca; Gastropoda; Neomphalida; Peltospiridae
Product: putative transferase CAF17 homolog, mitochondrial
Exons: 7
Coding region: 234-1427 (397 amino acids)
Cellular component (GO): mitochondrial matrix
Molecular function (GO): protein binding
Source: RefSeq, a predicted model, not a curated record
ACUGACAGCUCAAGGACUCUCUUGCUUAUUUAUUUCUUUAAAAUAUACACUUUCUAGUUACGUCUGAGUUCCUUGGUAAUAUUUUUGAAAAUAGCAUUUUCUUCAGAUAGGUUAUAACGAUAAUCCUGAUAAACCUAAUCAUGAUCCUAACCACUGAAGGAGCUUCGGGGAGUGAUGGGAUUGAAGAUCUGAUAUGAGGUUGAAGAGAUAAUCCAUUCUUGAAAGUCUGUAAAAUGUUACUGAACACCUUGUGUGCACAUACCUGUAAUUCCUUUCCAAAAAACCUGUUCUAUUUUCUAAAGCAUGGACUAAUCGUUCAGCGGUUGUUGGGUAAGAAACCUAACUGCAGUGGACAUGCUCAUGUAUCUACAAAGCCUAGCUCUGUGGACUGGAUUAAACAAGGGAGGACGAUACAUCAAAACCUGAAUGACAAUAGAUCCAGUAAUAACUCAGUAUGUCCCCAGCCAUUAAUAAGAUCGUUUCACAGGGAGACUGUGAUAAAUGGACAAGAGGAUGAUGGAAGUGGUGGCAGGCAGACGUCUGCUGAGGGUCUUACCCUGCACAACCUCACUCAUAGAAGUCUUGUUUGUGUGGAAGGACCGGACAGUGUGAACUUUCUUCAAGGUCUUCUCACAAAUGAUGUCAACUUGCUUGGCUCCGACAGACCAGUCCAGUAUUCAAUGAUGUUGAAUGCUCAGGGUCGUGUACUCUAUGAUCUCAUCUUGUACUUAAAGGAUUCAAAAAUCUUCAUUGAAUGUGAUGCUCAAGUUAGAGAUGAAUUCAUUAAAACAAUUAAAAAGUAUAAAAUAAGAAAGAAGGUAGAAAUAAAUAAGGUAGAUGGUGAAUGGAUGCUUCAGGCAGUUGUUACAUCGUCUUUGAAAGGAAAUAGCGCUUCACCAACAUGGAAUGAAUCAGUAUUUUGUGUAACAGAUCCUCGAGUGAAAGAUUUCGGCUGGAGACUUAUACAUCAUUCUUCAUGUGAUAAAGUUUGUGCUGAAAGAAUAGAAGAAAAAGAUGUAUCUUUGUACAACGAAAGGCGAUAUAUCUGGGGCAUUAGUGAAGGUAUAAGUGAUUUACCACCAGGAGAAUGCCUCCCACUUGAGAGCAAUCUAACUUUGUUUAAUGGAGUAAGCUUUGACAAAGGUUGUUACAUUGGACAGGAACUGACAGCUAGAACCCAGCACACUGGUGUGACAAGAAAAAGACUAAUGCCUUUAGUUUUUGAAAGGGUCCCAUCAGGACUGCAACCAGGCUGUAUUAUUGUGCGGGCAGAUGGUAAGAAUGUUGGAAAAUACCGCAGCUCGUUCGGUAUUCAUGGCAUCGGACUGAUACGAAUUGCUGAAAUCAAGGGAGAACUAAGUGUGCAUAGUUCAGACGGAGACAUUCUCAAGUUAACAACACACGUCCCAAACUGGUGGCCAAAAUGAGAUUUUAUUUUGGAACAGUAUCACUUUAUGACCACACUGAUGGGUUUCACAGAUCCAAACGACAUGGGGCCUAAUUCACUAAACUCUCGCAACUUUGCGAUAUCACAGUGCAAUGCUAAAAGACUUGCAAAGAAGAUGCUUUGAUGUAUAACAGAGCCUAAGAGAGCUUUGUGAAUUAGGCCCCUGGUCUGUUCUAACAAUAAAAUAACAGAAUACUGUUUUCAGUUACUACAGGAAAAAGAAUGUAACGAUUACUCAAGUGGUUUGUCCCCUAAAUACACAGAGGUUUUAAUGCAAAAUAAAUUUCACCCACACUUUCAUGCACACACUUUGAUAAACCAUGUUGUUAGGGUGAAAAACAACCCAAGGAAAAUAUUGCUAAAUUGUGUUUUAUAUGUAUGCCUGUUGCAUCAAAUGGAUGAGUUUUACCAUUUCUUCUAUAUUCCUAUAAAGGAAAUCCAAUUUUGUUCUGUAUAUACAGUGUGUUGCUGGGUGGUAUGCAGCCCAUUGGUAAAGCACUCGCCUGAUGCACAAUCGAUCCCCGUCAGUGGGCCAAUUGGGCUAUUUCUUGUUUCAACAAGUGCUCCACAACUGG